Messenger RNA from Ylistrum balloti, 4043 nucleotides. Its product is annotated as myosin-VIIa-like. Bases 51 to 4043 code for a protein of 1330 amino acids. NCBI's taxonomy places the organism in Eukaryota, Metazoa, Mollusca, Bivalvia, Pectinida, Pectinidae. Gene Ontology annotation, cellular component: cytoskeleton. The transcript has 29 exons. The record is from RefSeq and is a predicted model, not a curated record.
UUGUGCAAUGGAGCUAAGCCGAGCGUGAAAAUAAAGCUAAUAUCAACAGAAUGGCAAGUAAUUCGGCGAAAACGACGAAUGGAACGUCGGAUGGUAAACAACGUCAUGUCAGUAAUAUCCAGAUCGGAGGCGGUGUCUCUCCCCCGAGGAAGCGAUCGUCCCAGUCCAUACAACUACCGACCACUUCAGCAUGGGGAGGAGAUGAACGCCAUUUCGAUGUGUCUAUAUCAGAAGAAAACACACAGACUGAAGCUGCUCAGACGAAACAGAAGAAUGGAGGGUCUGCAUUGGAAGAGCGUGAACUGGACCCCAAAUUCGGAACGACGACACUUUCGUCUGCGCAAGUCUCAGACCAACUGCUAAAAGUUCUAAAAGACUCCACUGUUGUCGGAGAAGAAGCGAGUAACGGCAAGGACACCGAUGACCGUCGAUCGUCAGGACGCCAUUCUACAGCUAGUGACCACUCGACAGAACAGUCGGACGAACCCUCUAGGUCUCACGAGUCCGGAGAUGUAUUUGUUCCUAGUAGUUGGACGUCUUUUGCCCAGAGUCUUUUUACAGUGAAGGGGUCAAGCAGUUACUGUUGUGCAGCCCUUCCCCAGCCUCUUCUUCCCAAGUACGAGAAAGCAGAUCACUUGGCCUCACUAGCUUCCUGGGUGACGAUCCUGAGAAUCAUGGGAGAUUUACCAGACUUAGACAUCAUAGACAAGAUAGAUGUCGCUGGGCAAUCAACACAACCUAGUGUCCAAGUUCGACAAUUCUAUCAUAGGAAAUACACAAAGAAAGAUGUUGAGGAUGCCCACAGGAAAUAUACAGAACUGUUUAAGAAUCCUGGGUUUACAGAAGCCAAAGGCCUGCCCUUUCUUAGCGACAAAUCAGUUUCAAUGCUUGAGAAAGUCCAAUUCAUUUGUGCACUGGGCAUUUACCAGCCCGACCUCAGAGAUGAGUUGUACUGCCAAGUUUGUAAGCAGCUUACGAACAACCCGUCCCGCAACAGCACAGUAAGGGGUUGGGUUCUUCUGUAUCUCAUGGCAGGAAGCUUCUCCCCAACAGAAAGGUUUUCACCAUGCUUCCUCCAGUUCCUUCAAGAAAGCAUGCCGGAGUAUGCAAAUCGUGUCGAGAGGAUACUGCGCCGGACAUUCAUCACAGGGACCAGGGCCUUCCCUCCUAGCUGGCUCGAGUUUCAGGCCGCGAAGAAUGGCAAACCAAUUCUACUGCCUGUAGCACUGAUGAAUGGAAACAGAAUGCUAGUGGAGGCGGAUUCGGUGACAACAGUUCAGGAAUUGAGUCGACAAAUCGGAAACAGAAUCAGUCUUCAGCAUCUAGAGGGAUUUUCUCUCUACAUAACACUUAUGCAGAGGAUCUCCUGUUUGGGUCACGGUUUGCAUCGCGUUAUGGACGCGGUGUCUGAGUGUGAACAACAUACUCGUCAGAUGGGGAUGAAGGAAAGUACAUCCACAUGGAGACUUUAUUUCCGGAAAGAAUACUUCACCCCGUGGCACGAGCAUAUUGAUGACCCUAUUGGUAUUGACCUCGUCUAUCAACAAGUGAUGAGGGGUGUGUCUGUUGGCGAAUAUAACUGUGACAAGGAAGAAGUUUUGGUCAUGAUGGCAGCUCAACGAUAUUUUGUAGAGCAUGGAAGUGACUUGAAUCCGGAGAAAAUUGAGACUUUUCUCGCGAGUUGGCUUCCAGAAGAACACAAACGCGAAAAAGACCAUGAUUCUUGGGUUGUGAAAGUGACAAAAGUGCUUGAAACAGACAUUUUGAAAAGCAAAAUAAAUGCCGACACCUUAAAGGCAGAUGUUGUGACAUUCGCCAAAAAUAAAUGGUUUUCCAUGUUUUCCCGCUUCUAUGAUGCCAGUAAAAUUCAAGGCCCUGAUACGUCGUGGUCACAAGUGAUUCUUGGCCUAAAUUUCAAAGGCGUUCAGGUGAUGGAUGAGAAAGAGAAUAUCAAAAUGCAGAUUCCAUUCAUGGAGGUUGCAGCAGUAUCUCGUAGCAGGCAUACUGCAACGAUUUCUACAGUAAAAUCCGAGGAAUAUGUUAUAUUUUCACUUCAUUCUGAGGAUCUCUAUCGUAUGUUGUCUGUGUUCCUUGAUGGGUUGAAGCGUAAAUCAAAAUACGGACUUGUGGUCCAGGACUGUUCACAAUACGAUGGUGCAAUAGGGCUCGGUGUACAAAAAGGUGACCUCAUCAAACUCGAUCAUCAGUACGAUCGCUUAAGAAAUGCAGAUGUUUUCAAGGGAACUUGUCAACGCACGGGAAAAGCCGAAACGAUGCCUCGGGACCUUCUAUACAUACUUCCUGUCAUUGAUCAACCUACAAAAGACAUGAUGGGAAUGGUGACUGUACAACUGAGAAAGGAAUUUAAUCCAUUUAUUACGCUGGUGAACACUGAAAACAGGAAGGAGGAGCACAACUUACUCAAUUUUUCAAAACACCACUUCCGAUCAUCAAACGAAAACAGGAUGUCAAAAAUUUUAUCUAAAGCGUCGUUCAAAAAAGACAAAUCCCCUCAACUGUGGCAAUUCAGCAAGGAACCGCUGAAGAAACCUCUGCUCAAGAAGACGUGUUACAGGGAGGAACUGAGACAGACAAGCUGCAAAUGCUUUCUGGCGAUCCAGCAGUUCAUGGGAGAUGCACCUAACAAGGACCACAUAUCGGACUUUGAGCUCGCAAAUGACUGCAUUCUCGAACCUUCUAUGAGAAGUAGGCACAUGAGGGAAGAGGCGUACUGCCAACUUAUAAAACAACUCACACAUAAUCCCGAUAAGUCUAGUGAAGAAAGAGGAUGGCAGUUGCUCGUUCAAAUGUCUUCCACCGUGAUCCCUGGGAGUGAUCUGGUUGAGGAAUGUGAGCUCUUCAUGAAAGGAAGUUCUCAUAGAAUGGCCGCACCAUGCCUUGAUCGGUUUCAGACAACGAAACGUGACGGAUUUAGACAAUACCCACCUCACCAAAAAGAGUAUGAACUACUCAGGUCACAAGAGAGAACAAUCAAAUUUGAUGUCGUCUUGCCGUUUAAUGAACGACAGACAGUAGAAGUGGAGAACACCAGUCGAGUAUUUAACAUCAAACAACAGCUCCUGACGAAGUUCGACCUACUCGACUCGGCGAUGGAAUACGGCUUAUUCUUCGCUCUUCGAGAUAGAGGUCCACAAUAUUCAUCUACCAAUUCCAAAACGACCUCGGAUCCCAAACAUGGGUCGGAAUUCAAAAUAACAGUGUUAAGUGCCAAUGAUGGCGACUAUUUUAUGGAUGCUCUGUGCCACGUGGAACGAUUCUGGACAAAGCUUUCACACUCGGGGAGAGCUAGUCAAUCAGAAGCGGGACCUCCACCAGCGCCACAUGUGUUUUUUAUGAAGAAAAUAUGGGUAAAUGCCGAACCUGGUCAAAACAGACAUGCAGACUCAAUAUUCCAUUUUCCGCAGGAAUUGCCAAAUUACCUUCGCGGUUUCCACAAAUUCUCCAAUGUCGACCUAGCCAAGAUGGCCGCCUUCAUUUACCGGGGUCAGUUUGGGGAUGAUAUGGCAGGGAUGAUCAAUUUCCACGAAAACAUUAAUGCUCUGAUCCCUCGGACCCAUGCCAAAACCAAAUCAGUCGAGGAGUGGCGAAAGGCCGUACAGACCAAUCUACAGCUGACCAAGGCACUUUCUCCAGACAAGGCCAAGGUAGAAUUCCUGAAAACCAUUUGGACAUGGCCAACGUAUGGGAGUGUCUUCUUUGAAGUCAAGCAAAGGAUGAUGAAAAAUAUGCCAAAGUAUUUAUUGCUUGCUGUCAAUCCAAAUGGCGUGUUAUUACUAGAUCCGGAUUCCAAGGAUAUUUUGGCUAGUUAUGAUUACGGCAAAAUUCCAAACUGGGCCUACGACGAAUAUUCCUUUACGCUUGUGGUUGGUGAAUCGUCAAAUGCUACAAAAAUCUUCUUUGAGACAAGUGUGGGACACAACAUUGACGACAUUGUAAUGUCAUAUGUAGCAUGGACAAUGAAUACGCACAUCAGGAAACGUCCCAAAUACGCUGGUGUGACCGUCGGUGAAUCAAGCUGCUAA